UACACACCCUUACACACACACACUUACCUUCUGAAAGCCUGUGUAUUGGAUCUUCACUCCCCACCGGAGCAAAAGAUGCUGAAAUCUCUGCGUUACCAGUUUAAGGUAAGCCGUCUCAGUAAACGUGACUCGUCCUCCACGUGGUUUGAGGGGAGUGUUGAUGACGAGGAUGAUGAUGAUGAAGGCUUCUACAUGGUGGAGGCGCAGGACGAGUGCGCGGAUGGACAGAAGCUGGAAAACGAGUGCGUCGCCUGGGACGUCCCCCGUCUGCUCGGACUCGAGGGAAUCAAUUCCAAUGUCACUUCUGAGCACAGCGAAGUGCUGAGUGUCACGCAGAUACAGCAGCUGUCUCACUCGCUCCCCGCUAGGUUACAGGUGUGUGAGUGGAUGUUAGCGUAUCGUACUCAGACCCACGGCAGCAGUUUGAGGACGCUGUACAGAACCACCAAACAGCUGGACACCUGCAUGAUCGUCCUCGUUAAAGACACCUACGGACAGGUAUUUGGAGCUGUUUGCUCCGCCCCUCUCAGAGUUAGCUCCACCUACUACGGCACAGGACAGACCUUUCUGUUCUCAUUUUCUCCACAUUUACAGGUGUACAAAUGGACGGGCGUUAACUACUACUUCAUUAAAGGAAGCGUGGACUCUCUGCUGUUCGGAGGAGGACUAGGCCGGUUCGGUCUGUGGCUCCACAGCGAUCUGCUCCGGGGCCGCAGUCAGCGAUGUGAAACCUUCGAUAACGACGUGUUGUCCUCAGAGGAAGAUUUCAUCAUUACCGAGCUCGAGGUUUGGGCUCUCGUUUGACUGAACACCUCAUACAUCACGAUAUAAUCUGAGAAAGAAUCAGGCCGACCUCGUCGGCGUCGGCACGGGCAGGAGUCUCGACUCGGCCCGAACGAGGCAGCGGGGCACAUUUCACACGGAUGGGAUCGCUGACGGCUCUGACGACACGCUUUCACACACGCCAACAUGCUUCACGGACCACCAUCACGUGGUCGAGAUCUUAAAUCACACUUGAGGAACCGUCUCGUCUUCAACGCAGAUUUCCGAGGACCAGCGUGAUUCGACACUAGAGGGAGCUAUAGCCUCAGGGAAAGACAGGACUUUCUGGCGUUGUGCCAAAGUAAGAAGAGAACGCUUUAUGAACCUUGAGCAUUUUAACUCAUGUUAAAUCCAGGUCAUAGAGCAUGCAGUAGGAAUCAUUAUAUUAUAAACGUCUAUUCGUUUCUAUUCCAUUGAAUUUAAAUCCGUGUGUGAGACGUUAACACCGACGACGUCACAUGACACUCCUUGAACUCGGGACGUGUGAAAUUUGAUGUGGUGGUCUGUCUGAUCCUGCCUCUAUAUUCAGAGUUCCUAACGACAAUCGAAAUUAUUUUCCCAAAUUACGAUCUAAUGGUUUUAAUGGCGUCCAGUCAAAUCUUUUCAAAUAUGACUUAUGAAAACCUAUAAAAUUGACGUAUGUGUGAAGUAUACUUAUAAUAGUUUUAUUCUCUGGUGGUUCU
Molecule: messenger RNA, 1505 nt
Organism: Ictalurus punctatus (channel catfish)
Lineage: Eukaryota; Metazoa; Chordata; Actinopteri; Siluriformes; Ictaluridae
Product: TLD domain-containing protein 2-like
Exons: 6
Coding region: 76-804 (242 amino acids)
Biological process (GO): response to oxidative stress
Cellular component (GO): nucleus
Source: RefSeq, a predicted model, not a curated record